Molecule: messenger RNA, 5455 nt
Organism: Cydia strobilella
Lineage: Eukaryota; Metazoa; Arthropoda; Insecta; Lepidoptera; Tortricidae
Exons: 18
Coding region: 87-3593 (1168 amino acids)
Source: RefSeq, a predicted model, not a curated record
AUUGUUAAGGCUGAUGUCGUGUAUGUUUUUGUGUUGUGCUAAAAAUUGUUUUCUUUAUUAUUGGUUCGUUAAAAAACUUGUUAAAUAUGGAUCCUUUAACGCCAAAUAAAAUACAGAGACUGAUGCAUUUAGCCGAAGAUGCGUCUUUCAAUAAACGCAGGCAAGAAGAAUUGUUUCCAACGGAAGUGAAACCCCUUGGACAUCACUUAGCAGCCUUGUAUAGUAUGGAAUCCGGUGCCUGUGAGUCUUCAUCAGGUCUCUUAGAUUUAGACGAAAUACAAGGUUUUGGUGAGACUGAGGCUGGAUCCAUAAGCAAAUCUACUGGCUUCUUCCCCGGAGAGAUGACUGGCCGAUCCACUGGCACAGAAGAAAACUUACCCAAUGUAGCCAUGGGACAUUCACACAUAUUCAACUUAGAUUCUCUUAGUAAGCAAUUAGAUGAUCAAUCCAGUGAAGUCAAUCAGAUUAUGAGACAUUCUAUUGCUACGAAUUUUUCACUUCAUUCCUUGAACCUAACAGCAAAUGAAGCAUCUUUUGUGGCUAAUUACGCCCCUAUCCCGGUGCAACAGACUCAUAUCAUCAUACCUUCGUCGAUAGACAUGUCUGUGGGCUCUAUUGGAGGUUACUUCGUGGACAGAUGCCCUGAGUUUAGCAGUGUUCUUGGCCAUUCGGAUAGUCCUAACCGAUCUAGCAUGCAGCCUAGCUUAACAGAAGUCUCACAUUUCGAACAACCGUACUCUCUCCGACACUUGCCCUGCAAUGACCCAUCUUUAGAUAGUGUCCCAGUCCGUCAACCCAGAAUCAUGAAUGAGGCUGACGAAUUAGAAAAACAAGCUGUCAAACAACAAGAACAAAUCAACCACUUACUCAUGAACCCAUAUACGAGCCACACAGAUUAUAGACUAAAAAUAGAUGGAGAUUCACAAAAUGUAGACCUAUUCAAAAAGCCUCAGCCAUCCACGGUUAAACUGGAACCUCAGAAACCAAAGGUUGCAGCCACGGGAUCUAGUAAUGAGUAUUUAGUGAAGGCAGUUACACGGUCCUCUAUUAAACCGGCCACAGGAGAUGAGAGCUCCGUGGUUGAAAAUUCGCUUAGUCUUUCCAAGAUUGCGGAGUUUUUGGGAAACCAAUCUGUCGUCAACGUCUCCGACAUAAUCGACAAAUACUGUAAAAAGGACAACACCAAGCCUCUGCUAGCAGCAAACAAAAUACCAAAUCAGGAACUAAUACCCGUUACCUAUUUGAAAGACACUCGUAACGUCGAAUCUGCCAACAGCGAAGGCAGCGUCAAUACAGUGAUUUCUAUGAAAAAUCAGGAGAACAGAGUCAUUCCUGAAGUGUUAAUUACGAGGGAUUCUCUAACUAAAAACGCUCAGGCUGACAGGGAAAGUAUUAAGAGUGAGAACACUCGGUCUAAAUCACCUUCGUCUAAAACCCGUUCGACUUUGAGUACGGUGCAAGAGAAUUAUGCUGUGGAGAGCCCCGUGAGCAAAAGUACAGGCGAAGUAAAACCUACGCCUGUCCCCUCCCCAAACUUUGAGUAUAAAGAGUUAGAUAAGUCGGUAGAUUGGCGGGAAGUUAUGCAACAGAAGUGUAGGCGGCAGUCCAGCUUGGCUAAUCAAGGACCAUGGAUCGAAAUUAAAACAACGUCUGUUAAAGGAUUUGUAGGUGUAAACUGCCCCGCAUCAAUUUCAAUAACAACCAAAUCUAGCAGCUGGCUGACUGCCACAUUCAAAUACGACCGCUCCGACACCACGAGGCCCCUGCGGAUCGAGCUGCCCCGUCAACCAUUACUUCUCUCUCCUGGCAAAACCGAACAACUUGCUCUAAACAUCACAUCCAAUGCCGAACUAUCUAUUGACAUACCAUUCAUUAUUACUGUCAACGAUAGCUCUAUAGACAGCGAACAAGAUCAAAAAGGAACUUUGUCAGUGAAUUUCAAAAUGCCUGAAGUCCAAGCUAUAUCCAGUUUCGGACCCAAUAAAGUAGUAUUUUCGCCGACUCAAGAACGAACUUUACUAGCAACGACAUUGGUUUUGCUAAGCGAUUCACCGGUCGAUUUACAAUUAUCAUUGUCGCUUGUCGACGGAAAUAAUGUGUUUUCACUGAAAAAUGUUCAAGAGAUUAAAAUGAGUGAGGUUAAUAAGAUGCUCGGGGCGGCGGAAGAGAAACAUGCGUUGGCGAAACUGAAGAAAGUUAGCUCUGCUGUCCAACUAUGCCGGUUGACGAAAGGAAACGCUAUUAGAGCGACUGUUAUUUUCGAAGCUCCUUCUUUUACUAAACAAGGUAACGAUUUGGAGAAGUAUCAAGGCGCCGUGGUCGUCAACCUUAUCGGCGUCGAGGCUUCGAUCAAAACGGUAGAGCUGUCCGCUUCUGUAGGUGUCGCUACGCUCCGCCUCAGUACCCAGGACACGCCGUCUUUCACAAAAGAACCAAAAAUAUUAACCUUAGAAAAUGUUGGAUCCCUCCAAGGAACUUGGAUCCUCAAGCUUAAGGUUGAUGACAACAGGAUGUUUGGGUUCUCUGCGAAGAUGGUAGAGCUCGCUCCUGGGGAAGUCAAGGGGAUCACUGUCUCGUAUAAAGGGCCGGAGGAUGUUGUCUAUAAAGCAAUGUUAACGUUCGAAGAAACAUUCUCUGGAGCCAAAACCGCCAUAGAAAUACAGGGUGGCACGGAAAAGUUCCCCAUCAAAACCAGCAAGGCUAUCCUAUCGUGGGUCCGAAGCGGCCGAAAGGAAAUAAAUUUGAAAAAUUUCUCACCCAAGAAAGUUUUGGUUCGUUGUGAUAUAGUCGGUGAUGCGUAUACUAUUGACGUGCCCGGUGUGGACGCGAGAGGCACUAGUUGUAUAAUAAGCUUCAGUCCGAACGAAUGCCGGCAGUUGCCGAUUGUGUACGCUCCGACGACGCAAUUGCCGAAUGCUGCGACGUUGCUUAUAAAGCUGGAUAAGAACAAUGAUCACGUUAAGAAGGUAAACCUCUUCGGUUGUGCGAGCGGUGACGCUCUACGCUGGGUCGGGCUGGCCACUUACGGCGAGACCGCACUCGUGCGGGCUGUAGCUCGCUCCUCCAUAGACCUCAAGCUGACCAAUAAGUCCCUCAUGCCGGCCUUCGUGUGCGCCAGGGUGAACUUCAACCUGCAAUACAUGUCCCUGGGCGCUUCGUCCCGCCUGGCGGGCGCGCGGCACGUGGUGCGCGGCCGCGGCGCGCACACGCUGUCGCUGCACGUGGAGUGGGCGCGCGUGGAGCGGCGGGCGCUCGAGGCGCGCGCGCCCACGCUCGCCACGCUCACCGCGCUCACCGGGCCCGAGCUCACGCGGCACCGGAUACUCAGAAUACUCAGAGACGAGAAUACCGGCGAACUGGAUACCUCCCUGCUGCCGGACAACCUGAAGAUGUUGGUGGGACCAUUCGAAGGCGAAGAAGUGGACUUGGAUACUGUGCUCACGGAUUUCGAGGAAACCAAGGCAUCCCUGGUUGAUCUGAUUGGAGGUCUGCAGGAGCUGAAGGCGCAGAUAGAUUUGCCCGUCGACCUCUCCGACGAAACCAUCAUCAUAGUCGACGACACGGUGUUAGAACACCAUACGCUUUUCGAAUAAAUUAUCAUCUGUAAAUGUUUCUUGUCGAACGCGAUGAAAUGCUCGACUAAUAUGCGACUGGGUCGCUUUCUCGUACUUAUAUAUAAAUGAGCAAACAUUAGGAAAAAAUGGUCAGCCUUUAGUAUAUAGUAUUCAUAGCCAACCACAGUAUUUUCGUAAAAGAUUGACUUUCAUCCGCGUAGUUCCAGAACCAAACGGAUGACUGGAAAAGGAGUUAGUGUCUUGUAAUUUUUUUAACCGAUUCGUUGAGUGUUCCAUUUUCAAAAACUUUUGGCUGCGGCGGGCGAACAAUUGUUUCAUGACAUGAAACAGGCGUGCCUUACGCCAUAGAAUAUGAUGACACGCCUCUCGUGCCAUGCCAUCCGCAUCGAACCGGUUAAAUUUGUGUAUAUAAUUUGUUACGAAUUGAACCUUGUUAUUUAGGAAAUAAAAGACAUCCUUAACAAGCAGGUGAUAAUGAAUUGUUUGAUAAUUUUGACUGUGAUAACUGAACACAACCUUAUUAUUUAGAUAAGAACGGGGUGUACGUCAUUUACUGAUUUAGGACAGAGUACUCCUCGCCCGCUUAGGGUAGUAUUCCACCUGUCAAACAUAAAGCAAAAUGUGACACAAAUACAAAUUUGAUCAAAUAUUGGAAUACCAUCCUUAGCGGUGUAUUUGGUUCGUCCCCGCCGAGCACAGAUGGGAAUAGUUGCAUUCAUAUCAAAGAGGAUAUAAUAAGAUAGAGCGGUACUGUCAUAGUAAAUUUUGUAACCACUGUAAAUUCACUGCCAUCUAUCGACAUACUUUAAAACUAAAAAUGAAGAUUUAUAAAAAUACGUUAAAAUGUAUUUAAAUAUGGAUAAAUGAUUUUUUUAUAUGCAUUAAAUAUUUUUAUAUGAUUUUGACCCAUGUUCUUUCACUGAUAUGCGUUAAAAUUAUAAAUAAUAAACGAAACCGUCAACGCCCUCUAUACGAGAGUAGGCCAAAACUAGUGGCGCCAUCUGAUCGAGAAUCCAAUUUUUGUGAUUUUCGAGGCACGUUUUUUCCUUAGACUGUAUAACUAUCUUUGAUUCAUAUGAAUCAUUCCCAUCUGGCCCCGUCUCAUGUCUCAUGUAUGGCGGCGGUCACGUGGCGCGGGGAGAGAAAUGGUUUCACCGCUUAGCUACUUUUGCCUUUUUAUGUAAACUAGCUUGCUCACCAUACUAGAGGAGCUAAAGUAUAUUAUAUAUAGUUAAUUUAGUUUUUCUUUUUGCAUAAAUAACUAGGUUAGUGGUCAUCCAUUAAUUACAUCACACGUUUAGGGGGAGGGAGGGGGUCCAGAAAAUGUGACGGUGCGACAAGGUGGUCACAAACUUUGUGACGUCACUUUAACUUCUCUUGUUUCCAUACAUUGUUUGGAUUCUUUUGUAUUCCCUGUACAGUUAAAUACUAUGAUAAAUAGUUCUUAUUCGUGAUUAUUCCUAAUCGAUUUCAUGUCAUAAAAUUACUAAUAUUGCUUUUAUAAAAAAAAGAAAUUUCAAUUAUGAUACUUUAUUUAAAUUGCUGAUUUCGUUGAAGACAAAAUUGCCAAAUAUGUGACGUCACACCAGGGGGGAGGUUGCCAAAUGUGACCAGGUGUGACAAGAAGGGAAGGGGGGCAGGGUUAAAAAAAACCCUUCAAAUUCGUGUGACGUAAUUAAUGGACAAACCCCUUAUUUCGAAAUCCGUCCAUUUGAAAUCGGCGUUUUGCUCAGAAUGUUUUUUAGUUCUAUGAACUUGAUGUAGAAUAGCUAGCUGUAGCAUGGAUCACAAUUUUGGUUUAGGUAGGUAUAAGGUUUUGCUUUGUUUAGUUAGGGUAUAAAUAAUUUAUAUGAAGCAAUAAAAAACUAUUUUCAAUUCUU